Molecule: messenger RNA, 1858 nt
Organism: Struthio camelus australis
Lineage: Eukaryota; Metazoa; Chordata; Aves; Struthioniformes; Struthionidae
Source: RefSeq, a predicted model, not a curated record
AUGGCACUGUCCUGGCAUGGACGCAUCCCCCUUGGCCAUGUGGUGCCAUCCUGGUUUGGACACAUCCCCCUGGGCCAUGUGGAGAGGAGCUUGGCCACAGGAAAUCUUAGUCCCAGUCUCCUUCAGCUCAUCCUCUUCGGGCUCAGCAACCAGAUGGUGGUGACGUUCAAGGAGGAGAACACCGUCACCUUCAAGCACCUCUUUCUCAAGGACUACGUGGAUGGCUCAGACGACUCGUACGCUGUCUACACACAACGUGAGCUCUACGAGCAUGUCUUCUACGCCGUGGAGAAGUACUUGGCCAUUCCCAACGAGAGCAUCGGGCGCUACGCCUACGUGCGGGGCGAGCACGGGACCAACCGCUCAGCCCUCAUGCUGUGCCAGCAGUUCUACCGCAAAGGGCGCAUCGACCCGGCCAAUGACACCUUCAACAUCGACCCCAAAAUUGUCACAGACUGCCUGGGAGUGGAGCCCCAGGAGCCACAGCCCCUCCCGCCAGAGCUGGACCGCAGUUACAGGAACUUCACCCUCAAGUUUCACAAGCUCAUCAAUGUCACCAUCCAGUUCAAGCUGAAAGCCAUCAACAUCCAGACCAUCAUCAACAACGAGAUCCCAGAUUGCUACACCUUCACCAUCACCAUCACCUUUGACAACAAGGCUCACAGCGGCCGGGUGAAAAUCCACCUCGACAAUCGGGCUGACAUCAAGGAGUGCAAGAACCCCAGCAUCUUUGGCCGAGGUGACAACUCCUUCCGGCUCUUCUUUGAUGUUGUCGUAAUCCUCGUGUGCUCGCUCUCCUUCAUCCUGUGCGCCCGCUCCAUCAUCCGGGGCCUCAUGCUGCAGCACGAGUUCAGCCGGUUCUUCCAGCGCCGCUACAACCAGAGCGUUUGCCUCUCGGACCGCAUGGAGUUCCUCAAUGGCUGGUACAUCCUGCUGGUGGUGAGCGACAUCCUCACCGUGCUGGGGACUGUCAUGAAGAUCGGCAUCGAGUCCAAGAACUUUGCCAGCUAUGAUGUCUGCAGCAUCCUCCUGGGCACCUCCACGCUGCUGGUUUGGGUCGGGGUCAUCCGCUACCUCACCUUCUUCCAGAAGUACAACAUCCUUAUCGUCACGCUGCGGGUGGCCCUGCCCAACGUCAUCCGUUUCUGCUGCUGUGUGGCUGUCAUCUACCUGGGCUACUGCUUCUGUGGCUGGAUCGUGCUGGGCCCGUACCACGUCAAGUUCCGCUCCCUCUCCAUGGUGUCCGAGUGCCUCUUCUCCCUCAUCAACGGGGACGACAUGUUCGUGACCUUUGCCGAGAUGCAGCAGAACAGCUACCUGGUGUGGCUCUUCAGCCAGAUCUACCUGUACACUUUCAUCAGCCUCUUCAUCUACAUGGUGCUCAGCCUCUUCAUCGCCCUCAUCACCGGUUCCUACGAGACCAUCAAGCACCAGUGCGAAGGCGAAACGCCCGUCUCCCAGCUCCACGCCUUCAUCGCCGAGUGCAAGGACAGCCCCAAGUCGGGCAAGUACCGCCGCGAGAGCACCUCGUCCUGCUCGGUUUUCUGCUGCUGCGAGAGGGCUCCUCUGUCGGACAACGCGCUGCUGGUGAAUUGAGGGAUGCUACCACUGUGCGGUGGGGCCCGCCGGUUGGACUCCUGCCCCCAGCCCGCCGCAGACACCGGCACACAGACUGCCUCCGAGCGCUCUUUUAUUUAUUUUAACGUUGGCUUUUAUUGGCAUCGGAGCUCGGCGCCUGCCCCGGAGGGGAUGAGGCGAGAUGGCGUCCGUGUUUGCCGGGGCAGAUCUCGAAGCGCUGGCAUCCUGGGAACUAGAUGGAUGAUUGCAGCCCCCUUUUCCCAUGACGGACUCGGUGUCU